This is a messenger RNA of Adelges cooleyi (spruce gall adelgid), 1924 nucleotides long. RefSeq lists its product as uncharacterized. The record is from RefSeq and is a predicted model, not a curated record. NCBI's taxonomy places the organism in Eukaryota, Metazoa, Arthropoda, Insecta, Hemiptera, Adelgidae. The transcript is spliced from 2 exons. The coding region runs from base 101 to 1828 and encodes 575 amino acids.
AGGGAGUCACCUGUCCCCCAUUUUGCGUUAUUGGCAAUCGAUAACACCACGCUAUAAAUAUCCAGUAGAUGGGCUCAACAAUAACAUUCAAUCAACAAUCAUGGCUCUUCACGCGUUUACGGUAAUAAUUUUGACAGGUCUUCUAAGCCAUCAUAUUGUUGGAUUUGGGCUGCUCGAACAUUUGGGGUUGAUACCAACAGACGAGGAAACUAUUGAAAGUGAUGUCCCAGAAAAAGAUUUCUCGUUGAUGGGCACUUAUCAGUCUAACCAUCGACAUCCUGCAUCCGGUUCGACUACCGGGCUUGGCCAACAUUCGGGUACAUCUCACGGAGGUGGUUUAGCUGGAGGAUUCGGGCAGGGGCAAGGUUUGGGAAGUGCCUCCAGUGGCAGUUCAGCAGAAUCGUCAGGGUUCACGUCAGGCGGUUCUAGUGGUAAUGGAUUCGGAUCCGGUGUAGGAUUCGGAAGUACUGGAGGUGGAUCUGGUGCCGUUGGCGGUGGUUUUGGUUCCGGGUUCGGCAGUGGAUCCGGAUCUAGUGGCGGCGGAUUUGGUUCUGGACUGGGCGGUGAAAUCGACGAAGAAGAAAUUGGAAAUUAUGGCAAUGGCGGACAAGAACAUGGACCGGAUUUUGGAAACGGAUUCGGAGGUAGUAACGGUGGAUCUUCUGGGACCGGGUUUGGAAAUGGAUUUGGGGGUGGAAACGGAGCUGGCUUAGGUGGGGGUGGUGGAGAAGCUUCAGGCUUUGGUGGGGGACAUGGCAGUGGUUUUGGCGGUGGCAACGGAGCUGGUUUCGGAAGCGGUAACGGAGGAGGUUUAGGAGGUGGUCCUAGUGGGCCUUCAAGCUUUGGUAUACAUGGAGGAUUUGGUACCGGUAGUGUAGGAGGAAACGGCGGUAAUUUUGGAAGUGGUACCGGAGAAGGCUUGGGAGGAAGCAACGGAGAAGCAUCAGGUUUGGGAGCCGGACAAGGAAGCGGUUUUGGAGCCGGACAAGGCAGUGGUUUUGGAGCCGGUCAAGGCAGUGGUUUAGGAAGUGGCAGCGCAGGAGGUUUCGGAAGUAGUAGUGAAGAAGGCUUAGGAGGAGGCCAUGGAGAAUCUUCAGGUUUUGGAGCCGGACAUGGUAGUGGGUUUGGGACCGGUAGCGGAGGAGGUUUUGGAGGUGGUAGUGGACAAACUUCGGGCUUUGGAACAGGACAUGGCAGUGGUUUUGGAGGGGGCAAUGGUGGUGGUUUUGGAAGCGGUAACGGAGGAGGUUUUGGAAGCAGCCAUGGUGGACCGUCAAGUUCAAGUACACAUGGAGAAUUUGGUACCGGUAGUGGAGGAGGAAACGGUGGUGGUUUUGGAAAUGGUAAUGGAGAAGGCAUGGGAGGAAGCAAUGGAGAAGCUUCAGGCUUUGGGGCCGGACAAGGUAGUGGUUUUGGGACUGGUAACGGAGGAGGUUUUGGAAGCGGCAGCGGAGGAGGUUUUGGGGGUGGAAACGGCGGUGGUUUUGGUAAUGGUGGUGGUGGAGGUUUUGGGGGAAGCAAUAGUGCACAUUCGAGUUCUAGUAUACAAGGGGGAUUUUCUAACGGUAAUGGAGGUUUCGGAGGAGGAUUUGCAGGCAGCAAUGGACGGCCAUCAGGUUUUGGAUCUGGACAAGGUAGUGGGUUCGGAAGUGGACAAGGAGCAGGAUUCGGUUCAGGAAGUGGAUUCGGUGCUGGUUCAGGUAGCGGUUUUGGUUCCAGUUCUAGUCAGGGUCAUGGUGGAGUCCAUGGUGGAAGUGGGUUCGGAGGUGGCUUUGGGUUUAGUGCUAGUGGAACUGGUAGUGGUCGAUUUUUAACUUUCUUGAAAUAAAAGUACCCAAUAUUAAAGAAAAUUAAACAUUAUAAACAUGUAUUCUACAAUUAAAUAAAUACAUAAUAUGACGUGGUAUGUAUUUCUUUAAAUCAA